CGAAAAUGAAUUUAUUCUACAAAUCAUAAAGAUAUUGGAACAUUAUAUUUUAUUUUUGGUAUUUGAUCAGGAAUAAUUGGAACAUCUUUAAGACUUUUAAUUCGAGCUGAAUUAGGAAAUCCAGGAUCAUUAAUUGGAGAUGAUCAAAUUUAUAAUACUAUUGUAACAGCACAUGCUUUUAUUAUAAUUUUUUUUAUAGUUAUACCUAUUAUAAUUGGAGGAUUUGGAAAUUGAUUAGUUCCUCUUAUACUAGGAGCACCAGAUAUAGCAUUCCCACGAAUAAAUAAUAUAAGAUUUUGACUCCUACCCCCCUCCCUUAUAUUAUUAAUUUCAAGAAGAAUUGUAGAAAAUGGUGCAGGAACAGGAUGAACAGUUUACCCCCCACUUUCAUCUAAUAUCGCACAUAGAGGAAGAUCCGUAGAUCUUGCUAUUUUUUCACUACAUUUAGCAGGUAUUUCAUCAAUUAUAGGAGCAAUUAAUUUUAUUACAACAAUAAUUAAUAUACGAUUAAAUAAUAUAUCAUUUGAUCAAUUACCCUUAUUUGUAUGAGCUGUAGGGAUUACAGCAUUUUUAUUAUUAUUAUCACUACCUGUUUUAGCUGGAGCUAUUACAAUAUUAUUAACAGAUCGAAACUUAAAUACAUCAUUUUUUGAUCCUGCUGGAGGAGGAGACCCAAUUUUAUAUCAACAUUUAUUUUGAUUUUUUGGACAUCCUGAAGUUUAUAUUUUAAUUUUACCAGGAUUUGGUAUAAUUUCUCAUAUUAUUUCACAAGAAAGAGGAAAAAAAGAAACUUUUGGUUGUUUAGGAAUAAUUUAUGCUAUACUAGCAAUUGGGUUAUUAGGAUUCAUUGUUUGAGCUCAUCAUAUAUUCACUGUAGGUAUAGAUAUUGAUACACGAGCAUAUUUUACUUCAGCUACUAUAAUUAUUGCUGUACCAACAGGAAUUAAAAUUUUUAGAUGACUAGCUACAAUACAUGGAACUCAAAUUAAUUAUAACCCUAAUAUUUUAUGAAGAUUAGGUUUUGUAUUUUUAUUCACAGUAGGAGGAUUAACAGGUGUAAUUUUAGCCAAUUCUUCUAUUGAUAUUACAUUACAUGAUACUUAUUAUGUAGUAGCUCAUUUUCAUUAUGUUCUAUCAAUAGGAGCAGUAUUUGCAAUUAUUGGGGGAUUUAUUAACUGAUAUCCUUUAUUUACAGGCCUUUCAUUAAAUUCUUAUAUACUAAAAAUUCAAUUUUUUACAAUAUUUAUUGGAGUAAAUAUAACAUUUUUUCCACAACAUUUUUUAGGUUUAGCUGGAAUACCUCGACGAUAUUCAGAUUAUCCAGACUCAUAUAUUUCAUGAAAUAUAAUUUCUUCAUUAGGUUCAUAUAUUUCUCUAUUAUCAGUAAUAAUAAUAUUAAUUAUUAUUUGAGAAUCAAUAAUUAACCAACGAAUUAACUUAUUUUCUUUAAAUCUCCCAUCAUCAAUUGAAUGAUAUCAAAAUUUACCACCAGCAGAACAUUCAUAUAAUGAACUACCAAUUUUAAGAAAUU
This is a messenger RNA of Bombyx mori (domestic silkworm), 1531 nucleotides long. NCBI's taxonomy places the organism in Eukaryota, Metazoa, Arthropoda, Insecta, Lepidoptera, Bombycidae. The record is from the annotation of a RefSeq genome assembly.